AUGUCGCUGGAAAAUCGCGACGAGGCCAUCCGCGAGGCCAAAAUAUUCGUUCGCCAAGUUGUGCGCAAUGACUGGGCAUUCGACUCUACUGCAUACGCGGAUGGGACAUGUCCCAACUCGUCCUCAUCUACCGCUACGACCGGCGCUCUCAUUGAGAACCGCGAAGUGACCGAAUGGCGAUGCCGUGAGUUUGAUAGCUCAGGCUCAGAGCUCGAACCGCAGUCAUCUGAUCAUGAUGAUUCCGACUCAGGGUCCCCAUUCAGACCUGGGGACCCUGAAAUCGAGCGGCGGCGCAAGCGCCGGCGGCAGAUGGAGGAGGAGAUGGCUUGGAAUGAGGGAUUACGAAUGUGGAUGGCCAGACGGGACGCAUGGUCGGGGGCGAGAACCCGGCGGCAGGUUCUCUCCAAGGCACAGAAGCAUAAGACUGCUGCUGCGCAAAACCAGACAAACGGCUCGUCUGAUGUGAACGGCGUGGAAGCUGCAGGGGAGAGUGCGGGGGUUCCCCCGCCUGCGGAUCCUUCGGGCCAUUCUGAGGGCGGUGACACCAGGGCGCUCGCGAAGAAGACAGGGUCGUGUCCUUCGAUUACGGAGAAGGAAAGGCUUGAAGAACAACAGCGGCGCCAGGACCAAGAGGACGAGCAGUCAACUGCUCCCGAUGAUGAGAAGCGCAAGGUAUCGACAGAAACUAGCAUCACCGAACCGGACCAGACUACAAGCUACACGUUGCCUAUAACCUCCGCAGCAAUCGACGACGGCGAUUUGGGCGAAGAUCAAGAUUCGGAAGAGGACGAGGAGCUCGAUGAGCCCCUCAUCCCAGUUGCGCCUCCAUUCAUCGCGCCCUCCAACCCUGUUCGGGCAACCAUCACUCCUUCCAUCUACCCGUCGAUUUAUACCAAAGUCGUCGUGCAGGGCAUGACCCCCACCAUUCCCGUCAACCUGGCUGACUUGACCAAGGCAAUGGUCCAGGGUUGGAAGUCAGACGGACAGUGGCCACCAAAGCCGGCCGUUUCGUCCAUUGUCCUCCAGGACGAUGCUUCCGUCCCGAAGAAAACAGCGGACUCUACUGCCGAUGGAGCCUCUCAAUCAAGGCGGAAGAAUAGCAUCACCAGCGCCAUGCGUAAGGUGUUUCAUAUCGGAACGCACCCGUUCCAUCGCCGCGGAUCUACUAGUCAAGCUUCCGGCACCGAAAACGCGGUUGUUACUGGCACUGGUGGCCCUACGGCUUAA
This is a messenger RNA of Penicillium canariense, 1227 nucleotides long. Its product is annotated as DUF4050 domain-containing protein. Bases 1 to 1227 code for a protein of 408 amino acids. The transcript has a single exon. The record is from RefSeq and is a predicted model, not a curated record. NCBI's taxonomy places the organism in Eukaryota, Fungi, Ascomycota, Eurotiomycetes, Eurotiales, Aspergillaceae.